Molecule: messenger RNA, 1722 nt
Organism: Penicillium robsamsonii
Lineage: Eukaryota; Fungi; Ascomycota; Eurotiomycetes; Eurotiales; Aspergillaceae
Product: flavin-containing monooxygenase
Exons: 8
Coding region: 1-1722 (573 amino acids)
Source: RefSeq, a predicted model, not a curated record
AUGGUUAUCAACUCCACUAUGACACGCGAGAUGGAGAACCCGCAUCCCGAUGGUGCAGUUUCCAGCGCUUCCUAUACAAUUCAGGAGGAGCUGCUUGGUACGCCGAGGAAGCUUCGUGUAUUGAUGGUUGGAGCCGGUGCAAGUGGACUGAAUAUUGCCCAUCAUAUGCAUUUGCAAAUGCAAAACUAUGAGCUGCAAAUAUACGAAAAGAAUGAGGAUGUGGGAGGGACGUGGUUUGAAAAUAGAUACCCUGGAUGUGCUUGCGAUAUUCCCGCGCACAAUUAUCAGUACACCUGGGAACCAAAUCCAGAGUGGUCUACGUUCUAUUCUUCGGCGGGAGAGAUCUUCAACUACUUCAAAAAAGUCGCCAGCAAGUAUGAACUAUACAAGUAUAUUCGCUUGAGCCACCUAGUGACGGGGGCGGUCUGGGGCGAGGAGCAGGGUAUCUGGAACCUACAGAUCAAGAAUCAAGAGACUGGCACGAUCAUUCAGGACUGGGGCCACAUCCUCAUCAAUGGAUGUGGUGUUCUCAACAAUUGGAAAUGGCCAGACAUUCCCGGCCUGCAGUCGUUCAAGGGCGAUCUCAUCCACAGUGCUGCAUGGCCCGAGGGUUAUGAUGUGACCGACAAGACCGUUGCUGUUCUGGGAUGUGGAUCAUCUGGAGUACAAAUCGUCCCUACCAUCCAACCUAAGGUAAAAUCACUUACGACCUUCAUCCGCAGCCCGACUUGGAUCACUGCCGGGUUUGCCCAGAGCCAUGCAGGACCCGGAGGAGCCAAUUUUGAGUUUAGCGAGGGGCAGAAAAAGAACUUCCGUGAAAACCCGGACGAGUAUCUCAAGUACAGGAAGGAAAUUGAAGGGGAGCUCAACCAAAGGUUCCGAUUUACCAUUGCCAAUAGCAAAGAACAGGCUGAGGCACGGGCAUAUUCGGUUAGGGACAUGACCAAAAAACUAUGCAAUGACCCACGAUUGGUGAAAGCUUUAUUGCCGGAAUUUGCAGUCGGAUGCCGUCGACCCACCCCCGGGAAUGGUUAUCUCGAGUCAUUAACCAAGGAAAACGUACAAGUGGUAACUGAUACAAUUGCAAAGGCUGUACCGGAGGGCAUAGUUUUAUCUACUGGAGAGGUGAUCCAUGUCGAUGCAUUCAUCUGCGCUACUGGAUUUGACAUGUCGUUUGCGCCCCGGUUUAACUUGGUUGGUCGUGAGGGCAAGAGUCUAGCAGAGGAGUGGAAGGUGAAGCCAACCGCAUAUCUUUCCCUAGCAGCUGCCGACUUCCCCAAUUACUUCACGUUCCUCGGGCCAAACGCUCCUAUAGGCCACGGCAGUGUGCUACCUAUUGUCGAGCAUACUAGCAAAUACAUUAUUAACUUCAUGAAGAAAAUUCAAACCCAGGGUAUCAAAGCCGUUUCGCCCAAACGUGACGCUAUCCGUGAUUUUGAUAUCCACCUGACCGAAUUCAUGAAGCGGACAGCUUGGGCUACCCCAUGCCGUAGCUGGUUUAAGAACGGAAAGAUUGAUGGACCCGUCACUGCUGUUCAUCCUGGAAGUCGCAUUCACUGGUUUCACAUGUUGACGGAUAUUCGCUUUGAGGAUUGGGAAUUCACCUAUGUCAGCAACAAUCGCUUCCGGUAUCUGGGAAACGGCUUCUCUGUCAAAGAGCAACCGGGCAGAGAUACCACUCAAUAUUUUGAUUUCCCAAAUGAAGGCUACAGGGAUUACUAA